This is a messenger RNA of Melampsora larici-populina 98AG31, 279 nucleotides long. RefSeq lists its product as uncharacterized. Gene Ontology annotation, biological process: protein phosphorylation. Lineage: Eukaryota; Fungi; Basidiomycota; Pucciniomycetes; Pucciniales; Melampsoraceae. The record is from RefSeq and is a predicted model, not a curated record. The transcript has a single exon. Gene Ontology annotation, molecular function: protein kinase activity; ATP binding. The annotation marks the transcript as partial.
UCAAAUUAUCCAUUUUUAACUAAAUAUUAUGGAAACUUUUUGAUUAAAGAAAGAUUUACUGCAUUAGUUUUUGAAUUUAUUCCAGGUGGUACCUUACUUGAUUUAUUAUUAGAUAAGUUUUAUUAUGGUCUAAAUGAAGAACAAGCUCGAUUUUAUGUUACAGAAUUGAUUCUUGCAUUAGAUCAUUUACAUUCGAAUUCGAUUGCAUUUAGAGAUUUGAAGUGUGAUAAUGUUAUGAUUGGUUUAGAUGGUCAUAUUAAAUUAAUUGAUUUUGGAUUA